Messenger RNA from Amphiprion ocellaris (clown anemonefish), 5193 nucleotides. RefSeq names its product calcium channel, voltage-dependent, gamma subunit 7a (gene cacng7a). Lineage: Eukaryota; Metazoa; Chordata; Actinopteri; Pomacentridae. The coding region runs from base 323 to 1417 and encodes 364 amino acids. Gene Ontology annotation, cellular component: AMPA glutamate receptor complex; postsynaptic density membrane. Gene Ontology annotation, molecular function: channel regulator activity; voltage-gated calcium channel activity. Gene Ontology annotation, biological process: regulation of AMPA receptor activity; calcium ion transport; positive regulation of synaptic transmission, glutamatergic. The transcript has 6 exons. The record is from RefSeq and is a predicted model, not a curated record.
UGUUGCCGGAGCCGCUACCUUCUCAUUCUUUCCAGCCCGUCCUUGUACUUUUGGAGAAUUCCCGUGCGGUGAAAACGUGCGCCGUGUGCGUCAUGGAGAGGAGAUGAAUGGGAUGGCUGAGAGUAGUCGGGCCGCGUCUGCAUGUCCAGUAACGGCUUUUCCAAUGCAUUGUGGAAGGAGGAGACCGAUUUGGAGUUGGAGACACCUCGUUUGGUGAGCGUGGAGGUCGAGGAACGCGCACCACGGAUGGCAGGCGGCUUUGGAGUGAAGUUUUACUGGGGGAAUAUUAUUGCUAGAGUCGGAUGGAUUGAUCAGCGGUUCCAUGAUGAGUUCGUUUAGCACGAGGGCCCUGACACUGCUGUCGUCGGUGUUCGGAGCCUGCGGUUUGCUGCUGGUGGGCGUCGCCGUGUCGACCGACUACUGGCUGCUGAUGGAGGAAGGAAUCGUCCUGCAGCAGAACCAGACCACCGAGGUCAAGAUGGCGCUGCACUCGGGCCUCUGGAGGGUCUGCUUCGUGGCAGGACCGGAGAAGGGCAGAUGUGUGGCGUCAGAGUAUUUCACUGAGCCGGAGAUUGAGAUCACGACAGAAAAUACAGCCAACAUACUCAAAAUGGUCCGAACUGCCACUCCCUUCCCCAUGGUCUCCUUGCUCUUCGUCUUCACCGCCUUCGUCAUCAGCAACAUCGGACACAUCCGGCCGCAGCGCACCAUCCUCGCCUUUGUGUCCGGUAUAUUUUUCAUACUAUCAGGUCUCAGCCUGGUGGUGGGUUUGGUUCUGUACAUCUCCAGCAUUAAUGACGAGGUGAUGAACCGACCCAGAGAGCCCGAGCAGUUCUUCCACUACCGCUACGGCUGGUCCUUCGCCUUCGCCGCUUCGUCCUUCCUGCUCAAAGAGGGGGCAGGGGUGAUGUCCGUCUACCUCUUCAUGAAGCGCUACGCCGAGGAAGAGCUUUACCGGCCUCACCCUGCACUCUACCGCCCCCGCAUGUCCGACUGCAGCGACUACAGCGGCCAGUUCCUCCACCCAGACUCCUGGCCUCCACCACAGCGGGGUCGCAGCGCCUCCGAGGUCUCCUCCGACAUCUCCAUCCAGCUCAACCAGACCCCCCCACCGCAGCCGCCUCCCAAAGGGGGCAGCAGCUCCCAGGCGACGCCCUCAUCCUCCGGGCCUUCGUCGGCCGCCAGCUACCAGCUCCAGCCGGCCUCUUCCUCCUCCACCUCCUCCUCCUACCCGCACCCCCUUUACCCAGCUGCCACCUCCACCCUUCCCAGGGUCUCCCACGCCCACGGCCACCCUCAGCCUCACCCUCACCCAAGCGGGCCCCCACCUCAGUCCCUUCCGAUGGCAGUGCCCCCCUCUGCCGUGCCUCCUCCCCGCUACCACACAAAUAUGCGAAUGAGCGCCUCGCCAUGCUAGGCUACAUAAGCAGGGAGUGGGAGGGAAAACACAACUCGGGGUGGGCUAGGGGGGUUAGAUUGGUUCUGUUACAGCUCUGACACACCACACGACAUAAACACAGAUACAAACACAAAUCCUGUACCCUCAAAGUGUGUGGGAGGAGGGUUGCGGCAGAGUCACUGAAGGAAGGAGGUUUAAGGAGAUCAAAAAAAAAAAAAUGAAUAGAGAGGAGGGAGGGGAAGGAAAGGGGAGGGGGAGAGGCAGGUGGUGGGCGGAGGGAUGACUCACCGCCGAUCCCGAGCCCGAGAUGAAGACAGACAGUUAACAAAACUUUUAACACGCUGGGAGGGAAGCUGGGAGGGGAGGAGGGAGGGAUACGAUGAUUAGUAGCAACAGGACGUUUGUGGGGUUUGUGACGGGUACAUUCAUCACCGGGGCCGUGAUACACAGGCAACAGCGUGGAGCAGCGCGGCAAACAGGAAGCUGAACCAUCUCCAAAAUGCUGUCCGUUCACAAAAAGAACAAAAAUGUGAAACAAGCAAUGUAGCUUGUAAACAUACUGUCCUUUCAUCAACCAAGGAUGUAAGUAAGACACCUGCUUGACGUUGAAAAUACCCAAUUUCCUUUGACUCUAUCAUCUGUUUCUGAUUUCGUGAACAUGGUUGGGAAGGUUGAUUCAUUAUAUGUUGAUUAUUUUCAAAAUAGUUGAGAACACUGUGAGAGACGACCCUAAAUUUGACUUGUGUUGUUCAACGUAUAUCUGAGCAGUAAAUUACCACAGGAAUAUUACAUGUUGAUGGAAAGGUGCAUAUUGGGUCUUGAUACAAUCAAAUUUUAAAAAGUCUUAAAAUAAAAAAUCUUGGUCCCAACCAGGAGUAAUAUUUUUUUUUAAUUGCUGACUAAAAAGUUUAGCACCUUUUUUUCCAAAAUUGUUGUCUUUGUUCAGACACAACCUAUUUAUUAAGGCCUUAACAUGGCACCAAAUACAUAUAAUAUAUGAUAUAUUGAAUUUUGCAAAGGUGGACGUCAUAUAAAAUCAUUUUUCAGGGCAUGUUUCAAGAAAUAACUAGCAUAACAACAAGAAGUAACUGGACACUCAACCUUUUAAAAUGAGUCGAGGGCAACAGUCUUCCUUUCCGGCUAGUAUGUUUAAAUUUUACAUUUGUGUUUAAUUGUAAUAUUUGCACAAAAAAUAGCAUUUACAUAGUCAGAAACUGUCUAAAUUGAAAAAAUAUAUAUACAAUUUUAUUUUUACAACUGUAGAUUUACAAUUUUAUGGUUUUAAAUUUGACUUCCCAACUUUGCUCAUGAAAAACUAUAUUUGAAAAGAAUGAGGAAAAAUACCAAUAUGAUACAGAACGUCCAUUUCGUCAAUAAACAGUAUUGCUUAUGGCUUUUGCCCACGCACCAUGACCAAAAACACAACUAUUAUCUACACUUCCAGAGGUGAAAGUGUAUGCAUAGAGAUUUAUACUCCAACUGUAUAGACUUGUUUCAGUAUGCUGAAACAGAUGUUAUGAAAACUUAAUCCUGUACGUUUUAGGUGUUUUAGCUAUCGGAUUUUCUAAGUUGUUUGUACUUUAGGAUGGAAACUUUGGGAAUGAAUGUUCAACAUUUUGUGCAAUGACAUUUGAAGACGCAACUGAGAGACUUUUUAAAGAGUCGAGCACAGUCGGAGAACCUCUGUGGGAAGUUUCUCUGACCUGACUGAGCAGGGAAUGUCUCUUCACCCACGGUACAAUCAAAGGGGAGGCCUUGGCGUUUUGGCAUUUACAAUGCGAGUCUGAGAUUUAAAUGUGUUUGGUGUGUACAUAGUAAUACAUACAGAUGUGAGAAACUACUAGCUAAAGCCAGGUUCAGAUUCCAUUUUAAUCAAUUCGAUUCAGGAAUAAAAGAACUCUGGCAGGGAUCCACUGUUCAGAACAUGAUGAUUGCUCAAUAUAAUAAUAAUGGUGGAAUGUCCAUGGCCAAUUUUGUUGUGAUUUCCACCAUCCCAGUUUUAUUCGUGACAGUUUGGAGGUUUACUUCAGAUGAUUACCUCUCAGUUCUCUGUUUGAGUGACAGUGCACUUCCUGAGUUGACAGAUUUUAAAUGGAAUCUUGUUCUUCCUGGUUUUAUUGAAGUUAUAGAAAGUUUCUAUAAAGAAUAUAUGGAAGAAUAGAAAUGGCACUUUGAUGAACACGAGCUCAGAUGGAGAGCAAACUGAAAACCUGUGUUUUUUUCCAAUUUAGUUCCCGUUUUAAUCUGUUAUUUAUGAAAUUAGCUUAGCAGUAAGAUUUAUACUGACUUUACAUCUUCAUGGAUUCAUAGACAGGUAUGUUUGUGUGUCAUCAGCAUAACAGUGGAAGGAUACUGAAGCAUAAAGGUACCAAAUAUAAAGAAAAUAAAAUGGGCCCUAAGAUGGAACCUUGAGGUACUCCACAAGUGAUUGGGGCAGACCAAUAUCUAUUCGUGUUUCAAUUCCCUGUGACUUUCAGAAUAAAAUGAUUUUCCAAGAGCUUGAAAUCACCAACGGUAUGUUUUAUGUUUAAAACUAUGACAUGAAGUCAUGAGACAUUUUUAUAGUACAGCCAAAAGUCACUGAGAGGAAGAUGUUAGGGUUAGGAGUUACUGGAAUUUGUAUGGCUGCAUUCGAAUAUUUUUUAGUUUUCACUGAAGAUCCAGGUAUUCACUUGUUCUUCUUCACGUAACAAUAGCUAAUUAAGAGAUGUAGCAUUUCCUGUCCAUACUAGCAUAAAACAUUAGGUAAACAGAUUAUUGUUUGACAGUGGAAAUGGCUAUUUAAGGAAAUAUAAAUAAACUGAUCAGAAAUGACAUUUAAACCACCUAAUUAUUAGUCUGCAGCCAUGUUUAGGUGAGUGGUACAUGUCAAAGUAACAACCACAUGAAUGCAGGACCCGAGGUUUAACAGCAGAACAUGAUUAGUCUCAUUCACUCACCUGUCAUUGGUUUCAGUGUUGUUUUGGAUACACAGGUGUUUUUCAGUUUGCCUCCUGCCUAAGUUCUCAUGUUGCACAGUGACUAGUAAGAUUGCCUGUUUUUGUAGCAUAUUAACAAUCGUGCCCAGCAUAGGGCAUUGUUAGUAGCCAUUUUUAGACCUAUCGGGGAAAAUGUUAUGCUUACAACCUGUGGUACUGUUAAAGAAAAACAUUGUAGCAAAUUACCUGCGGUGUUACUAGCAUAUUUUAUGAAUAUUUGCUAUGUGAAAAAUUAAAUAGGAAGUCAUUUAGCAGCUGAUUAUAAGAGCUUUUGCUGAUGUUUUGAGAUGUUUAUUUGAAUUGCCAAAGCUGAGCAUCCAUGCUGUGUAGUGAGCGCACACAUCCAACCACCACAGACACACAAAGACACACAUACAGAUGUUUAUGUAGCUGACCUCUGAGGAGCUCUUUUUUUUCUUCAUACAAAUGAAUCUGAAUCAGUGUUUUUUCAAGGACAUCAGAGCAGAGGAGUAGAGCUCAGAUGCAGUGAACCACUUUCUGAAAUGUUUCCUUCUUCUGUUCAGUGCAGACAUUUCUUCAAACUGUGAUAUGGGUGUAAAUAUUCACACUGUAUAUUCUGUAUGCAGACUACCUAAGAUAUGUUUACAUUAUAAAAGGUAGAGGGAAUUUUCAGGUUUACAUGGUCAUUCAUUUUUGAGUCAGUACUAUAAGACUGACUAAAUACAUGUCAAACUGUUGGUUUAAAUAGGAAAUGUUUUGUUUUCACCAUUCCUGAAAAUGUACUAUUUGCAGGAUUUUUAUCUGCCAGCAGUGUUUUGUUAAGUUUAAAACCAAUAAAGCUUGCCUGGUUCCGGA